AUGUCAGGAGCAGAGAGAUACAUGGAUGAAUGCUGCAGUCACCCAGCCUUACUCCAGGUCUGCACACAAGAAGUUGAAAGUAGCAGUGGAAGUUUAAAGGUGCAGAGGAUGUGCGCCUCUAGGCGGAUACUGCUGCUCGCACUCACCUUCCUGGCAUACACGGUGGACUCCACGUCGGCAUAUGGCACUGCUGAAACGCUCUGUGGUGGGGAACUAGUAGACACACUGCAGUUUGUCUGUGGGGACAGGGGCUUCUACUUCAGUAGACCCGUGGGACGAAAUAACAGAAGAUUCAACCGUGGCAUAGUUGAGGAGUGCUGUUUUCGGAGCUGCGACCUUGCUCUUUUGGAAACGUACUGCGCAAAGUCUGUUAAGUCUGAGCGGGACCUCUCGUCCUCUUCUCUUGUGGUCCUACCAGCACUAAGCAAGGAUAGCUUUCAAAAACCUUCACAUGCCAAGUACUCCAAAUAUGAUGUGUGGCAGAAAAAGAGCUCACAGCGCCUACAACGGGGAGUUCCCAGCAUCUUCCGCGCUCGCAGGUACCGGUGGCAAGCCGAAGGGCUGCAAGCAUCUGAUGAAACCAAGGUGCAUCGUCCCCUCAUCUCCCUGCCCAGCCAGAAGCCCCUGGUAGUGCAAGUUUCCUCAGAAACAUCAGGCAACCGGAAAUGA
This is a messenger RNA of Emys orbicularis (European pond turtle), 669 nucleotides long. RefSeq names its product insulin like growth factor 2 (gene IGF2). Bases 1 to 669 code for a protein of 222 amino acids. The record is from RefSeq and is a predicted model, not a curated record. The transcript has 4 exons. Gene Ontology annotation, molecular function: insulin-like growth factor receptor binding; hormone activity; protein serine/threonine kinase activator activity. Gene Ontology annotation, cellular component: extracellular region. Gene Ontology annotation, biological process: positive regulation of peptidyl-tyrosine phosphorylation; positive regulation of vascular endothelial cell proliferation; positive regulation of MAPK cascade. Lineage: Eukaryota; Metazoa; Chordata; Testudines; Emydidae.